Molecule: messenger RNA, 1696 nt
Organism: Limulus polyphemus (Atlantic horseshoe crab)
Lineage: Eukaryota; Metazoa; Arthropoda; Merostomata; Xiphosura; Limulidae
Product: stathmin-2-like
Exons: 4
Coding region: 93-530 (145 amino acids)
Biological process (GO): regulation of microtubule polymerization or depolymerization; microtubule depolymerization; neuron projection development
Cellular component (GO): cytoplasm; neuron projection
Molecular function (GO): tubulin binding
Source: RefSeq, a predicted model, not a curated record
AUAAAUUGUCUUUUGGGAAACCGGCAGUACUGAGGUGAAUGGUAUUACUCUAGGGUUGUAAGAAAAAUAGACUGAGAAAAAUAACCCAUACCAUGUCUGAUUCAGAAUCUACUGUUCGUGCAACUGAAGAAUCGAGAGGAGGACUGAAGUAUGAACUUGUACUUGCGGAACCCUCUGAGGUUACUCUGCCUCCUAAACUUACUACUUCUCCGCCCAAAUGCAAUCUUUCAGCAGAAGAUAUUGAAAACAAACUUAAAGCUGCAGAAGAAAGACGUCAGUUUCUAGAAGCACAAAAGCUAAAUCAACUAAGUGAGAAGCGCAAUAAGGAGGUAGAAGUUAACCAGAAGAAGCAAGAGUAUAACUCAAGCUUCAUGGAAAAAGCUCAAAAAGAUCUGGAACAAAAAAUGGAAGAAAAAAAGGAAAACAGAGAAGCUUACAUCAAUUCUAUAAAAGAAAAAUCCCGUGAUCAUGUGCGACAUGCCCAGGAAGUGCGCCAAAAUAAAGUGGCCAAUUUAGUAUCCUCUGGCUAAUAUCGCGCAAUGGCCAGCUUUCAAGCGAACUACCAUUGUGAUAGGCUAUAACAUGCCACUUUUUGGACCUAUUUUCUUUGCAAAAAAUGAACCGUUCAUAGACAUCCUCUCCACUAUUCUGCAGUAUAAUCCGUUAAAUAAAACAAUUCUUAUAUAAGUAUUUAAUUGUUUUGCUAAUGCGAAUAUAUUUAUUUUGUGUAACUUGUGUCCGUUUUGUCUACAUCCAAAUAAGUUUUAAUAUCACCAUUUUGGAACUUUAUGAGAUUUUUCACUCAAAUGCAAGUAUAGAUUGAUAAAUUAAUAGAAAUAACUAGUUACUUUUACAUUAUUCUAGUGUGAAUAGUAAUCCCCUGAUAUUUACUACUUUUCCUGAAGUUCACUUGUGAGUGCGGAAUUUUUAUUGUUAUUUUUUGGAAAACCCAAAAUAUUUAAAUGGUUCAUUUAAUUAAAAAAUGCACAUCUUCAAAUGUAUACUAUUCAAUCCCUGUCUUGGUUCUAGUUAUUUAUCAUACUGCGUGGAUGUUGCAGAAGCUAUAUUGAUAAGUGAUAAUUACCGCGUUCUUUCAAAAUGUGAUGGUUUUUAGUGCAUUCAACUUUUUUUUUUAAUGUUAGGUAUAUUGAAUGUUCAUUUAAUCUUUAAUAUAUUGCAAAAUUAAGAAAGAAGGAAAUACUUUUUGCACGCCUCCAAAAAUUGGGUUUUACUGUAUGCAAAUAAAAAAAAACUUUUUAAAUAUUAAAUUGAAACUAAAGUAGGAAAUUCUGUGGUAGAAGCGUUAGUAAUAAGAUAAGAGUAUUCUGCCAUAGAAAUUAGGAAUAAUGAAUUAAAUGCAUUCUUAUGAAAUAAUAAUGUUCAGAAGGUUUAAGAGUUAGUUACAUUAAAGUAAUAGUGGUUAUAACUAAACUCGAUAAUUACUGAUCUUUCGCAUAUCUAAAAUGAAAUACCUAUUUUAUUUUUUACUAAUUUAAAUAUUUUUUUAUUAAAAAUUUAAAUCAAGCCGUAAUCCUAAAAUUAAAACGGUUACUUAACUUUUGAGUUAAUUUUGGUUUUCAUCCAACUUUACGUGUCAGGUUUAAGUGUUUUUUUUAUGACUUAAGUGCUUUAACUUUGCAAACAUUGUGCUGCUGUAAUAGUAUAUUUGAAAGGCAAAUAAAUUUUUAACACUAAA